Molecule: messenger RNA, 5015 nt
Organism: Cydia strobilella
Lineage: Eukaryota; Metazoa; Arthropoda; Insecta; Lepidoptera; Tortricidae
Product: protein FAM136A
Exons: 4
Coding region: 81-524 (147 amino acids)
Cellular component (GO): cytoplasm
Source: RefSeq, a predicted model, not a curated record
UUGCCUCCCGGAUUCCCGAUUUUACUUAAUUAUUAAAAUAUCAGUUGAAUUAUUGAAAAUUAUAAUACAAAACAACCAAAAUGGUGGAAGCACAGAAGUUUAGGAUAGAGCAGGAGAUGACCAAUCUUGUAAAUGAAUUGGACAGGAGUUAUUUACGGAAAAUGCAGGGUGAUAUGCACAGAUGUGCAGCGCAGUGUUGUGACAACCAGCAAAACACCUUAGAGAGAGUGCAUGGGUGCAUUGACAACUGCACUACCUCUCUCAAUCAGGCUAACAACUAUGUACAGAAUGAGAUCAACCACUUCCAGAAUAGGCUACAGCGUUGUGUGAUGGAUUGCAACGAUUCAGCACGAGACAGGCUUGGCCCAGAUCCUAGUCAGGAAACCAUCGACAAAUGCACGAUAGACUUUGAGAAGUGUGCCGUUAAAUGCGUUGAUAAGCACAUGGGCAUUAUUCCCAGCAUGUUAAAGACAAUGAAAUCCGUGCUGGCCAGUGGGAAGCCUCCUCCAACGAGAAGCGAAUGAGAAAUACAUCUUUACAGUACAUAUGGUGCUACUUUCUCGCACUAGUGCGUAAAGAGCACUUUUCGUGCAUAUGUAGAAAGUUUAAAGGCCCAUAUGUACUGUAAAACGUUGUACGAUACACGUGCGAAUAGGUAAUUCGCAACUCGUGUCGAUUUAAAACACUCCCUGCGGUCGUGUUUUAAUUUAUCGCCACUCGUUUCGAAUUUCCUCUUUUCCGCACUUGUAUCGUAAAUAACUAUUACCGUGUAUAAGAUUCCAGGCAGUUAAUUUCGCGUCGAAUAAUGGCCCUCGCAUGAAUGGAGUAGCUGUCACGUAAAAGUAGCCUGUCACCCGCCAUCUUGGUAUUGGUGACAUCGGCUCGUGAUUAAUUUCUUGAUUUUUGCUCAUUAAUGUUGUUUAAAGUGUAAAGAGCGCUGGUGGCCUAGCGGUAAGAGAGUGCGACUUGCAAUCCGGAGGUCGUGGGUUCAAACCCCGGCUCGUACCAAUGAGUUUUUCGGAACUUAUGUCCGAAAUAUCAUUUGAUAUUUACCAGUCGCUUUUCGGUGAAGGAAAACAUCGUGAGGAAUCCGGACUAAUCCCGACAAGGCCUAGUUUCCCCUCUGGGUUGGACGGUCAGAUGGCAGUCGCUUUCGUAAAAACUAGUGCCUACGCCAAUUCUUGGGAUUAGUUGCCAAGCGGACCCCAGGCUCCCAUGGAGCCGUGGCAAAAUGCCGGGACAACGCGAGGAAGAUGGUGAAUGUUGUUUAAAGUGUAAUACUGAUUAGAUAGCUUAUUAUGCAGUAAACUAAUGUGGGAAACAAGUGUGCGGAUAAUGAAGAAUUUUAUUAAACUCGAGUUUAACCACCAUUCUGGAGACAACGCCAGGUUACCCACGUCACAGAAUAAGUAAUAGUAUUCUCAUACAGAACGGCCACGCCCCGCCCCGCCCCGACUCGAAUUACCUCGCCCCGCGACACCAGAUUGACGACCAUUUGCCGGCCGCUCAGUACUAUUUUUAAGCAACUUAUUCAUACUAUGACGCAUGACGCGUGUACAGACGUGCCGUUCACACAUAGAAACGCAAGUGAUUAUUGAUGUAUAGCGUGUCCGCCCUGUGACACUUACUAAAUAGUCCCACUUCUGUUUUUUUGAACUUUAGCGAGUGUCAAUGCAAAUUUCAGAAAUCGUUAUAAAAUAUAAAUAGUAAAUACAUAGUACAUACAUUGUAUGUAAAAUGAAGGCUUGAAUUAGAAGUAAUAAAGAACUGAUAUUAAAUUUAUGUCAAACGAGCCGAUAGGCGAGUUUCACAAUAACAUCACACGAUUUUUGAUGAUGUGUAACCAUCAAAGAGAAUAGAGUGUAUAGAGGGUUAUUGUCAUAGUAAAUUUUGUAGUCACAGUAAAUUUACUGCCAUCUAUCUACACAGGAUUAAAACCAAAAAUGAAAAUGUAUGUAUCACGAAUUAAUAAACUAGUGGAUGUGAAAUGACUCCUAUUUAGUAUGAAAACCAGUGUCGCUAAACUCACACAUUCAUAGCCACGUUAAAAUACGUCACACACUUACAAAAUUGCUCUGAUUCGUAGCAACUUUCCAUACCAAAAAGUUAUUACCGGUGGACAUUUCUCGAACGAAUAUCAACUGUAGGCUACAUGAGUGACGGUUUAAAAUAUAAUGUCAAAGCUAUAUGACAUACGACUCUUUCAUUAUCUCAUUCAUCUCACAAAAGCUCGCUCAACGUUCACCUAAUACAACUACUCAACACCAGAUGGCGUUAUUUUAUAUAAUUUUAAAAUCACUUACUUAACAGGCGAGAAAAGGGCUAAAAAACCAGUAUAAGUAACGUCUAAUUACGCAUGGUUUGUUACGGAUCUCACGGUCACGUUACACUGGUGUUUUGGAGACCUCUACACGCCUGCGAGUAGCUAACCGUUGGAACUUCUUUCCAUUCGACGAUAUAGGGAGGGGACAGUGUAAUCGGAGUGUUUUAUCGAUAUUUGUGUGUUCAGUUAGGUAUUGAUAUUUCAUUACCGUAUGUUUUAACACAUUUAGAUGAUACUUUAUUUAUGAUUAUUAGUGAUAAUCGUGAUUGUAUGAAAAAUAAUAUGUAGUACAGUACAACAAAUAUCUAACUAGAAAUUUGUUUCUUAUUAAUUGACCAACUAGGUUGUUAAUGUGAACAUUAAAUAUAUCUUAAAGUCAAACAGAUAAAAUCAUAGUUCUUUAAAGGUCUAUUAACUCGGUAUUGCUGUUAUUUUGUAAUCACAAAUCUGCAAUUACUUACAUAGGUAAGUAUUCGUCUUUAACAAUAAAUUUUCUUGUGGCAGCAUUUAAGGCCAAUCUAGACGGGACAACCUGAUUAAAUUGUCAAAUUAAUUGUAUGGUGUGAAAGCAUACAUGAAACUGGCUCAUCGAUCCCACUUGAUUUGAUUGUAAGAUUGUGACCUAUCAAAUCAGGAAGGGGGGCGGCAAAAUUCCAAUAUUUGACGCUAGUUUGCGUGGUACGGAACACUUUUUAUUAAUUUAGUGAGCCCGAAUGUCACUAAUAAUUACUAAAUUAGUAACUAAGUUUUAGGCGUGUGGACGCUAGAUGAGAUGUAUGGCAAUUUUAUCCCCAGAAAUCUUUCUCUAAGAAAUGCUCCUAGCAAAUGGUGCUAUAUUUUUGCGGAAACUAAUUUUCUUGCCCAGUAGCAUUGAUCCAUUUAUUUUUAAUAUCGGCAUCUUGUGGUAACCUACAAUAAUUAAUAAUAAAGAAAUAGAAAAUAUUAAACGUUUAUUCAUGGCACAUUGCAUGCAUUGUACGCAUAAGUGCAUUAAGUACCUAGUCUAAUUAUAUUAACGAUGAAAAUAUGAUGGGUGUAAAAAACAAAAACGUAUGUAAAGGAAUACGAAGGUUUGAAAGGUUGCCAUGAAAUGACCCGACUUAACUUAGUGCUUGAUGACCAGAGCUGCCAUAUUUACUAAGACAUUGAUUAUCCCAAAUAAUAAUUAGAAACGUGUCUAAAAUAAUAAUUUAUUACCGAACUACCAAACAUCAAACUUGAAAUAUCGUAACUUUAACUUUAUCGAUAUAAAUAUCGACAUUGCGCAGCAUCUGAGUAGCGAAGUUAUUUGACAUUUAGGAUAGCGAAUAUUCCAGAUAAACUUAAAGAAUAGUGACAAAGGAUUGUGAACUCUAAGUUCUAACUGAUAAAAUAUAGAUUUACUUAACGAACAUUCGUAAAUAAUGCAAAAGAAACAGAUUUUUCGUAUUUAUCGGAUUAUAUUUAAAUAAAUAACCACCGGUGAUAGGAAAUACCUCCACGUGAAAGAUUUUUUAAACCGCUGUGAUUUCUGCAGCUUAAUACUGCACAAUACGGCAUUUUAAAUUUAAUUAUCAAUUUUUGUUAGACGAGCGUACGUACGACGUGAAUGUCAUUCGAGCAUGAAGUUUACACAACAACUGAGCAUAGUCUGUGCAUAAAGUGAGUCGGUCGCUACUAACUGUCGGAUAGACGGGAACGCCCACUUGCCAUCUCCAUCCUACUCCGUGGUAUGUAUCAAAAAAUGUAUUAAUAAAUAUAACGUAGAGGCUCCAGUGCUCGACACAGCUCCAAUUAUCGACAUUUUCAAUCAUAAUAUCAUAGCAAUAAAGUUGACAGCAAGGUAUCGAAUAUUGGGUCUUAACAUGUCGAUUAUUGGGGGUGUUUACGCUAUAUGGAUAUUUUUUUUAAAACGCCAUAUGAAUUUUAAAUAUCAAACAGUGUCGCCAACGCCAUCUACCCGAAUAUAGACCAAGUUCGAGUUUAAGUUUUUCGUGAUUUCCGAGGCACUUUUUUCCUUAGACUUAUCUUAUACGGAGUUACAUAUAUCUUUGGUAUCAAGACGAGAUGGUUGUAUGAUAGUAUCAUGGCGGGUUUAUGAUAAGUCUUCUAAAUAUCAGAGGAUAAUUUUCUGAGUUAUUUAAGGCCCCGUAGGUUCGUGUUCUUCUCUCACUCUCACUGAGCGUAAGCGAGAGCGAGAUGGAUGUGCGUGCUCGGCACCUCAGAUAUUGUGUUUUUUAAAUUUUAAUUUGUUGUAAGUUUUAAAAGAGAAUAAAGUAAUCGCCCAGUUCCCUCAUAAAUUAAAUUGCGCUAUUUUAGAAGAUAUUUUCAUAUUUUUAGCUUUUAUGCAUAAAUUGAUACACAUUUUUAAAGUGCGUUUUUGACCUAUGUUCGUGUUUUUUUCUAUAUCGAGCGAAAGUAAAACAAUCUGGAUUAGAAAUGUUAUGUGUAGUGUUAAAUAAAUUAAAUUUUUGGCAAUUGUACUUAUUGUUAUCUAAAAAAGCCGUACGAUUUUGCAGAAAGUCCGCUCUCUGAACCUACGGUACCUUAAGAUUGAUGACGAGUUAAUCACAUAGAUUUACUGAUUUACGGAAGACGACAGAAGUUUUGUAUAUUGAAUAUAAAAACUUGUCUUAUACCUAAUUAAUGUCAUUAACGCGAUAAAAUUUCAUUAUUUUACCUUUUCACGUUUCAACUAGGUUGCACUAGCUGU